AUGGUCGGUUUCCAAGGUUCCGUGAUGACGGCAUCGAAAAAUGGAUGCAACAGUGAACCGGGACCUGCAAAAGCUACGCUGAACUUCAACGUCGCUGAGAUUCGCUAUCUGAAACAGUCGUGGGAAAUGGCUUGUUCCACCAUGGAUGUCGGUUGUGAGCUAGUGGCACGUCUUCUGAACGACAACAGAACAAGAUUCCGAGAGCUUAUCGAAAGCCAUUCGGGCGAAAUACUUGGUGCUUCGAACAUCACCGCCGAUGAUGUGAAAAAAAUUCGACGGGCUCGAGCUGUUGGCGCCGGCGUCGUCCUGUUUUUCAAUCAG
Ostertagia ostertagi is the source of this 321-nucleotide messenger RNA. Lineage: Eukaryota; Metazoa; Nematoda; Chromadorea; Rhabditida; Trichostrongylidae. The record is from the annotation of a GenBank genome assembly.